Molecule: messenger RNA, 1244 nt
Organism: Clupea harengus (Atlantic herring)
Lineage: Eukaryota; Metazoa; Chordata; Actinopteri; Clupeiformes; Clupeidae
Product: stonustoxin subunit beta-like
Exons: 3
Coding region: 1-690 (229 amino acids)
Molecular function (GO): zinc ion binding; protein binding
Source: RefSeq, a predicted model, not a curated record
AUGUCACGGAACGGACUGACAGAGAUUGUAAUUCUUGAGAAACAGAGUUUAUUGCAAAUGGAACAGCCAGGGACAAACGACAGACCACAGGUUGUAGGGAACACAGAUGACGAGGAAACAGAUCCUCUUACACUGUCUGAACCAGUGACCAGAGAGGAGUUCUCACAGUACUCCUGUCACUUCACACUGGAUCCAAACACAGCAUACAUAAUGCUCCAACUGUCUGAGGGGAACAGGAGGGUGGAGAGGAGCGAAAGGAUGCAGUCAUAUCCUGAUCAUCCAGAGAGAUUUGAUUGGUGGGGGCAGGUGCUGUGUAGAGAGGGUGUGUCUGGACGCUGCUACUGGGAGGUUGAGUGGAGUGUGGGGGACUGGGUUCAUAUUUCAGUCUCAUAUAAAAGCAUCACCAGGUCAGGAAAGGGUUAUGAGUGUAGGUUUGGACUGAAUGAUAAGUCCUGGAGUCUGAGACUCACCAGCAACAGCUCCAUUUUCAAACACAAAAAUGAAGACACUAAACUCCCUCUAGUGGCCAGCUCCAGAAUAGGAGUGUAUGUGGAUCACAGGGCAGGAACUCUGGCCUUCUACAGCAUCUCUGACACAAUGACCCUCCUGCACAGAGUCCAGACCACAUUCACUCACACACUCUACCCUGGGUUUUUAAUAGGGUCUGGAUCAUCAGUGAGGCUGUUGUGACUGACAUAUCUAGAUGCUGUUAGCACAUCAUUUAACACAUCCCAUCAUUUAACACAUCACUUACACGUAAGGAUCUAGCAGCUGGGCCACACACACACACACACACACACACACACACACACACACACACACACACACAUCACUCACACGUAAGGAUCCAGCAGCUGGGCCUGAGAGUCUUUGAUCUUGGGGACAACAACCGACUGAAGCCAUUUCCCCAUCUCUGGACCCCAGCUAUUACAAUAUCUGUACCUCUAGACCUCUGCUGUAACACAUGCAGUAUCACCACAGCAGACAUAAGACAUUGUGUGUGAAAGGUUUUGAGCUCUGUGUUGCAUAACCUCACUCUCCCAAGUGUUUAGUCCCUCUGUUAUUGCAUACAUGUUCUGAUACCUGGUUUUAUAUGACAACCACAAUAUUAUGUACCAUGACAGUAAAUCUUAAUGAGACUGUAUUCAUCCAACAAUUGACACCCAAUGAAAUGUGUUCCUCUGUUUCUUUAUUAAUACCGUUAUAAUGAGACCAGUAUGUUUUAAAAUGUGUUCCUCUGUUUC